Sinocyclocheilus anshuiensis is the source of this 4282-nucleotide messenger RNA. RefSeq names its product AP2-associated protein kinase 1-like. Gene Ontology annotation, molecular function: ATP binding; protein kinase activity. The record is from RefSeq and is a predicted model, not a curated record. The transcript is spliced from 19 exons. Gene Ontology annotation, biological process: protein phosphorylation. The coding region runs from base 432 to 3692 and encodes 1086 amino acids. Lineage: Eukaryota; Metazoa; Chordata; Actinopteri; Cypriniformes; Cyprinidae.
GGAGAGAGAGAGAGAGCGACUCUUGAAUGCCGUGCGGUGCUGAUAAUCGUUGACAAGCGCACAGUAACAGACAGCGUGGCAGGAGGAUUCAUGUAGAGGAAGCUGCGUCCUGCUGGCACUCAGCAGAUCUCUUAUUAUAAGCUGCUGUUAUGAGAAUGAAGAUAUGUCAAAGGUGACUCAUCCUGAUGAGUUGUUUUUGGAUCUGUAAUGUAACGCAGCCCGGGUUGAUUUUGUGAUGAAGGUGCGCUGAGCUCGCAUGAACCUCGGAGUCUCUAUCCGGACGGUAAGGUAUAUUAUAUCUCGAGAGAUUGUCGUGCGUUGCUAUAGUUUGCGCGUCUGUCAAGCCUCGGAGCCGGAGCUGGAGAGAGAGAGAGAGAGAGUCAGGCGGGUUUUCACGAUUUAAUGAGUAUUAAAGUGCUGCCGGUUGGACAAUGAAGAAGUUCUUCGAUGGCCGACGGGAGAUGGUGGGCUCCGGGCCCGCGUCUGGAGCCGCUGCGGGGGGCGGCGCGGGGUCCGGCGCGUUUAUCGGACGCGUUUUCUCCAUUGGACGAUAUCAGGUGACCGCGGAGGAGACUGUGGCGGAGGGUGGUUUUGCUAUCGUAUUUCUGGUGAGGACUCAUCAGGGCGUCCGUUGUGCACUGAAGAGAAUGUAUGUCAACAAUGAACAUGACCUUCAAGUAUGCAAGAGGGAAAUUCAGAUUAUGAGGGACCUUGUGGGGAACAAAAACAUUGUUGGUUUCCUGGACUCCAGCAUCACAGCAGUAGGAUCAGGAGAUGUUUGGGAAGUUCUCAUAUUGAUGGACUUCUGUCGAGGUGGGCAGGUUGUGAACCUGAUGAACCAGCGCUUGCAGACUGGAUUCAGUGAGACGGAGGUGCUGCAGAUCUUCUGUGACACAUGUGAAGCUGUCGCUCGACUACAUCAGUGCAAAACCCCCAUCAUCCACCGGGACCUCAAGGUGGAGAACAUCUUACUGCAUGACAGAGGACAUUAUGUGUUGUGUGACUUUGGCAGUGCCAUUAACCGCUCCCAGAAUCCACAAACAGAAGGUGUGGCGGCUGUAGAAGAAGAAAUCAAGAAGUACACUACUCUUUCAUACCGGGCCCCAGAAAUGGUGAAUCUAUAUGGGGGCAAAGUUAUCACUACUAAAGCAGAUAUAUGGGCUUUGGGCUGCUUGUUGUAUAAGUUGUGUUACUUCACUUUGCCGUUUGGAGAGAGUCAGGUGGCCAUCUGUGACGGGAGCUUCACCAUCCCAGACAACUCCCGCUACUCACACGACAUGCACUGUCUCAUCCGUUACAUGCUUGAGCCAGACCCUGACAUAAGGCCAGAUAUCUGCCAGGUGUCAUAUUUCGCCUUUAAACUGGCAUGGAAAGAAUGCCCAGUACAGAAUAUCCACAAUUCACCCAUUCCAGCAAAACUCCCAGAGCCAAUCAGAGCCAGUGAAGCCAUGGCUAAGAAGAGUCAAAACAAAGCCAGGCUCUCUGAUCCAAUCCCUACGACUGAGACAUCCAUAGCGCCACGGCAGCGUCCCAAGGCUGGCCAAGCUCAACCAAUCGCAGGCAUCCUGCCCAUCCAACCAGCCCUCACCCCACGCAAAAGAGCCAGUGCACCUGCAGGACCCAGCCAGCCAAUCAGUGUUAACAUGGCUUCCCAGCCUGUUGCCCAAUCACAGGUUCCUGUCACUCAGCAACAAGCCACUCCCUCUCCACCCCAGACCACACCCCAGCACGCACAACUUUUUGUGCAGCAGCAAAAUACAGCCUUCUUUACUGCUCAACAACAGCAGCAUCACUCAACGCAGACCUCCGUCUUACCUGCACAAACGGUUGCAUCAUCCUCCACUCCUCUCACUACACAGUCUAAACCUAAGAACAGGGCUCCCCCUCCACCCAUACACCACCCACAAACCAACCGCCUGACAACAUUAUCAGCAACCGCACAGACAAAAAACAAAGUGACGGCCCCAGCUUCACCUGCAGAGUGUUCACAUAGUAAUAGUGUAGAUGGAGAUAUCACUGCGACCGUGUCUGCCCAACCUAAAACCAAAGCUAUGGCACCUCCGCCCCCCGCAUCACACGCCUCCACCCUUCCUCCGCCUAAAUCCGCCUCAGCACCAUCCACUGACUCUGAAGUGGACCCAGAGCAGAGGUCUGUCGGCGGAAGUCGUGGGGUGCAUAAAGUCGGCUCCUUGACUCCACCCUCUUCUCCCAAGACCGCCCCUAAAGGAGGCCACAGACGAAUUCUGAGUGAUGUCACACACAGCACCAUAUUUGGAGUUCCUGUGAGCAAGUCCACUCAACUGCUUCAAGCUGCUGCUGCAGAGGCCAGCCUUAACAAGUCUAAGUCAGCUAGCACCACUCCCUCUGGUUCUCCAUAUUCAUCACAACAGAGUGUUUAUCAGUCAGGGGAGGCUUCGGGACCCUCGGCUGGAGCCACAGCAUCCUGGAACCCCUUUGGCGAUGACAAUUUCUCUAAACUCACAGCAGAAGAGCUGCUCAACAGGGAUUUUGCCAAAUUGGAUGCUAAGACCGCAGAGAGACCCUGUCCUGAAAAUCUGAUUUCUGGGUUGCAGUCUGUGUCUUCAAAUAAAGGCUUUAUCCAGGGAGGAGCUGGGAUGGAUUCUCUGAUCCCUGGUCUGGAUCCUCUACAGACUGAUCCUGGGUCAGCUGCAAUACCAGACUCUUUGGUUGGACAGGAUUCUCUUUUGGAUGGGCCGCUUCUCUCCCACCCCUCCACUGGGGGUCUAAUACUGGCCUCAUCCCCCUCAUCUCUCCCUGCACCAUCUAUGGACCAGUUUACUACUACUGCUUUGAGCAGUGGACAGUACCACCAGGCCUCUGAUCCAGCUCACCUGCUCUUAGUCGUCCAGUCCUCUGAGACUGGGGACCAAAGCGCCGAUAACCAGUUUGACCCAAUUCCAGUGCUUAUCUCCAAAAGCUCCAGCCAAGAAGCCAGAGGCAAGAGUGAUGGAUAUGGAUCGCUUUUGGAGGGAGGUGACCUCGAGAACCCUGUGGAGGAGAGCUGUCUUCAUUCCAGCGAUGAAGACGAUGGAGAACAAGAAGGGGGGAGGUCACAGGUGAGCGGCGAAGAAACGCCAAGUCUGGACUGCAGUGGCUCCAGACCGUUACUUCAAGACUCAGAUGACGAUGACGACCAAAGUCCCGCGUCUUCCAGAAACCUCCAGAUGUCUUCCCAAUCCGAGGAACCAGUUGAAAACCAGUCCUCUUUGGUUUCUCAGAGCCACUCGCCACAGCUGGUGUCACAAGCCCAACAUUCAGGCGCAGAUCCAAGCGUCGACGUCUUCUCCAAAGCUCCCUUUCAAAUCGGAGAAGACGUAGACGGCGAUGGGGACGUGUUCGCCAAUGCGCCGUUUCCUCGCCUUCCAGCUCAGCCUCGACAGCCUGAUAUUUUCCUCCAGGCGCCCUUUGGUAUGAAGAAGGAAGCUUCUGGAAAGGUUUACAGCAAUCCGGCGGCCCAGCCGAGAUUUUCUUCCCUUGACCAGAGCAUCCUCGGCCAAGUGACCCCUCUGGCCUUUCGCCCCCAGGCACUUUCUAAGUAUUCCAGACACUACGAAGGACCUGUGAACACAGACCCUGAACACAGACCGAGCGCUGUGACUUCUGAUGGGACUUCCACUGACCCCUUCGUCUCGGCGCCCUUCCACCUUAAAGGCCGUCAAGAUAAACGCUGAGAGAACAGCGUCUGUGAAACCGCACCGUACUACUUUUGCCCCCUAAAAGAUUCGAGCUUAACAUAAUGAAAUGCUGUAUACUGAGUGUAAUUUAUUCAAGAAUGAAGCACAUUUAUGGCCUCUGGCUGUCUAUCUCUGGGUCACCGUUUGAUUGUGUGACAUCUUUUUCUACCUCAGAUCAUUCUCAUGCUGUCAAGCUUCAUUUCUGUCCUGCGUAUGUACCACGUCCACAGAAACCUGAUUUAGCCUGUUGUUUUACAAAAAUAGUUUGGAUUGUUUUCUAUUAUGAGCAUGAGCUUAAAAAAUUAUAUACACCAUUAUGAAAUGUUUGUAUUAUUGGCCAUCCGUUUACCGAUGGUACUUCUACUAUCAAGGUAUACCAGGCAGUUUUGUAUAGCUCAGAUCUGGCAGAGUCGUACAUCUUAAUAAUAAAAAAAAGAAAACCGGAAACAUUCUAACUACUGAUAAAAUAUAUGUUGAUGAUUUUGUUUCUCAAAACACACACAAAGGUGUCAGCCAACAUUUCACUAGGCUUUACCUUCAUAUCCAGGUCACAUUUCACUCCAAAUGUAAAAGAAAACAGGUUUUAA